AAUAAUAGUCAACCAUUGACAAACACUUACAAAGCAUAAGAAUUUCUCUCCUUUUUGUGUUAAGAAGAAAAAAGCAGAGAGACGAAGAGUCUGCGGCAGAAUCAGAAUGUAUGUGACAAGGCCUUUUUCCAUGUUCAAAAACUCCCCUGCUGAUCUCUCAUUGCCUCCACCGGAGGGUCCAAACUCUGGUAUUCUUGUCGUCCAAGAUGAAGAAGCUACAUGCUGUUUUGGGUUAUUCAACAGCGAGAUGAUCAAAGACCUGCCUCUCCCUCAGAACAAGAACCUGGAGCUUUACUAUGCAACAGGGUUUUAUCCCAACAGAAAUAUGCGUUUCCACAAAGUUUUCUUCAUCCCAGUUCUUAAUCAGCCUUUGUCUUCCAACCGCUACUAUGCAAUAUAUCCAUAUGGGAAGGAUAGAGGGGAAGCCUACACAAGCUCAAAAGAGGAGGAUUUGGAAAUGGACACGUGCUGUUUUGCAGGUCGUAACGAUGUACUACCGCAGCAUUUUGAUCCCCGGAACUUACAUCAGCAAUAUGAGAUUCAUCUUCAAACAAGAAUCAUUAAUGUGUCAGGUGGUUUUGUAGCCAAAUCAAUGGCUCAAGAUGGGUUUCCUCCAGAGGCAUUGUGGAGGAAAGGGUGGAAACUCAAAAGCUCAACGUUGAAUGAAUUCGAACUUGGUGAUGCACCAGGACUAGACACCGCCCUCCGUGCCUGUCUUCCAGAUUUCAAUUUCCCACUAAAGCCUGUGGUUGUAGGGAAGUGGUAUUGUCCCUUCAUGUUUGUUAAGGAAGGGACACCAAAAUCUUUGAGAGAUGAAAGAACUAGGGCAAUGUAUUAUGAGAUGACACUUGAGCAGAAGUGGGAACAAAUAUUUGCAAGGGAUCAUCAUAGUAACUACCAUGAUCAAAGCAAUGCUGUGGCUGUGGAUGCUGUUGUGCAAAGUGAAGUGGUUAUGGUUGCAGGGAGGGAAGCUGUGUGUGAUGAGAGAAGUGUGGGUGAUGGGGUGAUGGAGUUUAGGAGUUUGAACAAUGUUGGAGAAGAGACAAGGGUUGGGGUGAGCUUAGCAAUUGUUGAGAGAAUGAAGUGGGAGCAAGGAAGGGUUGGGUGGGUUGGUGGGGAUGAUAAAGGUCUAGUGAGAGUGCAGAGGGUAGAGGAAUAUGAGGGGAAGGGUGAGUGGAACAAGUUUGGUUGUUUUGUAUUGACUGAGAGGUUUGCUUUGAAAAGAAUGGAUGGAAACUUGGUAUUUACCCAUGAUUUCAAGCACACUCAUCAGUUUAGGAGCAAAUGGGAAUGAAAAAAAUAUGCAGUUGUUGUAUGCAUACCAAAAACUUCAAAUUGGGUUUUUUGUUUUCUAUACAUUUUUGUAGCUUGUGGACUCAGUAUGCCUUCUGAGAAACUAUUUGAUUUAUGGAAGUGUAAACUAAGACUUUUAAAUCGCAGGAAUGUUCACAUCAUUUUGAUCAAUGUGUUUACAAUGUCCCCUGUUUUGUUCCUAACAAUUCUUACAAAUUAAGGCUUCUGAGUUUGACCA
Molecule: messenger RNA, 1531 nt
Organism: Prunus dulcis (almond)
Lineage: Eukaryota; Viridiplantae; Streptophyta; Magnoliopsida; Rosales; Rosaceae
Exons: 2
Coding region: 107-1294 (395 amino acids)
Source: RefSeq, a predicted model, not a curated record